UGAUCCCAUAUCUAAAGUCAUCAUUGCUUUACUUUGUGGUAAGGCUGCUAUGGAAAAAGUAAACAAAAAUAAAAUAUUUAUAUAUAAAUGAAAACCAAAAUUGCAGCUACAGAAAGGCCAAAGAAGCUUCUUUUCUGCAUCAACACAAGCUCGCCCUUGCACAGCUAACCACCAUUCUCCUGGUUUUGUUCAUAUACUCCUCUCAAGCUCAAUCUUUUCUUGGCCUGUAUUUUGUGAGUUCUCUCAUCAGUGAGCAAAUUUGAUGUCUAUGCCAAAAGAAUAUGAUUACAUAGGCUUAUCAGAGAAUUCUUCUGUGGAAAGGAUCUCUGACAAGGUCUCCUCUUCCUCUUCUUCCUCCUCUACUCUUCCAACAGAAGAGAACGGCAACAAUAACAAGACCUCUUCUCUCAACCUGAAAGAAACUGAGCUAAGGCUUGGUUUGCCUGGGUAUCAGUCGCAGGAGAGAAAAUCAUUGCCUGGAGUGUCUCUUUUUGGUAAAGAUAUUGAUACCGACACUAAUGGGUAUUCUCUUAGUCCGUUAAAGAAUUUAGUUUCAGGUGCUAAGAGAGGUUUCUCAGAUGCCAUUGAUGAGUCCUCUGGGAAAUGGGUUUUUUCUGUGAAUAAUGGAUCUAAUUAUGAUUUGAAUAAAGGGGCUGUUUUAUUUUCUCCCAGAGGUGAUAAUGGUAAUACCCAGAAAACUUCUGUAUGUGGACCAGCCAAGCAAGAUGUUGUUGGUGUUUUUACUCAAUCUUCAAAGCCAAUUCAAGAGAAGAGCAGUCAAUUAUCCGGUCCAAAUGAGAACAGUAAUGCUCCUGCUGCAAAGGCACAAGUGGUAGGAUGGCCACCAAUUCGCUCAUUCCGUAAGAACACCAUGGCCUCUAAUGCGACAAAGAAAAAUGAAGAUGCUGAAAGCAAAUCAGGCUUUGGGUGUCUAUAUGUAAAAGUUAGCAUGGAUGGUGCGCCAUACCUCAGGAAGAUCGACCUCAAAACUUACAGCAACUAUGUGGAACUCUCAUCUGCACUUGAGAAGAUGUUCAGUUGCUUUACUAUUGGACCAUGCGGUACCCAUGGAUUGCCAGGGCGAGAUGGCCUGAGCGAGACGUGUUUAAAGGAUAUUCUCCAUGGAUCUGAAUAUGUCCUCACAUAUGAAGACAAGGAUGGUGAUUGGAUGCUUGUUGGUGAUGUACCCUGGGAGAUGUUUACAGACUCAUGCAGGAGGCUGAGGAUCAUGAAAGGUUCAGAGGCAAUUGGGCUUGCUCCCAGGUCCAUGGAGAAAUGCAAGAAUCGUAAUUAGUGUAUAAGCAUAAUUGAGCAAAGGAGGCUCAAGAAGGAAGCUUUAUGAAAUCCCAAGAAGCCUUGUGAGUGUCAAAGUUGAGAGCUUUGCUCAUAAGAAAUAUAUAUUUGGAAAUGUCAGAAGUUUCCUGUAUUUAGUUUACUGAGAGAAGAAAACACUUGCACUCAAGACAUUUAAGCUUGGUUAGUUUAAUUAUUCACCUAGCUCAAAUCUUUUCAGGUGUAUUUCAAUGUGUAAGAACUUGUGGGUUUGCAAUUAUGAGGAAUAAUUGCUGCACCUGCUUUACAUACAAGUAUCAACUAAUGGGUUUUGAUUGCCUGUCCAUUUUCAUCACAAAA
Manihot esculenta (cassava) is the source of this 1632-nucleotide messenger RNA. Its product is annotated as auxin-responsive protein IAA27. Gene Ontology annotation, cellular component: nucleus. Gene Ontology annotation, biological process: regulation of DNA-templated transcription. The coding region runs from base 263 to 1294 and encodes 343 amino acids. The transcript has 5 exons. The record is from RefSeq and is a predicted model, not a curated record. NCBI's taxonomy places the organism in Eukaryota, Viridiplantae, Streptophyta, Magnoliopsida, Malpighiales, Euphorbiaceae. Gene Ontology annotation, molecular function: protein binding.